Rhopilema esculentum is the source of this 10528-nucleotide messenger RNA. RefSeq lists its product as uncharacterized. The record is from RefSeq and is a predicted model, not a curated record. NCBI's taxonomy places the organism in Eukaryota, Metazoa, Cnidaria, Scyphozoa, Rhizostomeae, Rhizostomatidae.
UAUGUUUUUCUUCAACUUGCAAAAUAAAAGGGAAGUUUAAGUUUAAGAGAAACAGUGCAUUAUCUCGGUCUAUGGCUGUGAAAUUGUUUAACUGUCAUAGCAAUUGCAAAUACACUGUUCGAUUAGUGUUAACUUAUCUGAAAAGGACACAACAAGAAUUAUCUUUUCUGUUUCACAGCAGAAAUGAGAUCCAUGUUUGAAUUGUUUUAAGGGUUUUUCUAUCGAUCUGUACGCGAGAAUUUAGCGGCUGUUGAAUAACACAGUCAGCAAAGAUUGGUUCUUUUGCUUGAACCUGCAUGCUACAGAUAAACUAGGGACAAAAGUUGGUCAUUCAUUGAAGCUUUUAUGGGGAUCGGUGUUCAAUUCUCACAUCACCGCCAACGAUGAUGAUUUGAUUUAAUCAUACUUUGCCAUUAUUCGAAUAUGUUGUUAGUUAGUAUCGAAAUUGGCAGCAAAACAAGCUUCGCCACCAACCUCUAGAUCAAUGCUAGAGAAGAAGUUAGUUACGAAAAAUAAAGUCAGUACUGUAGUUUGUUAAAGUUACAGGACUGUCAUGCUUUAUGGUGUUGUUAUUGAAUGCAUAUGCGCUAAGGAAGAAUGGGUAGAAAUGAUGGUUUCAGCAUUCAAUCUUUCUGAGUUUCUCCUCGGGAACCUUGUAAUAUCUCAUUACUUUUGUCAGAUACAUUCGUCUGUCUUCAGCAAGCUGCUAUCUUUCACGUCAAAAAAUGAAUAACCCGGCUUUAUGGUUCUCUUUCAAUGGUGCAAGCAAAUCUCAACUGUUGACACGUUGUUCAAGAGACAAAUCUUCAUGGACCGUAUUUGUUAGUUUAGAAUAAUUCUGCUGCCAACCUUAGAGUCAUGACUAAAUAUUGGCGUUUCUGUGUUCAAGUUUAACUUCAAGCGACGCGUGAAUACGGAAAUAUUUUUUCAGUAAAAAAGCGUCAUGGUGUGACGUAACAAGAAGCCAGGGAUUUAACAAUUCGCAAUAUAGAAACCCUAUUAGAAUGAAAUACGAGCUGUUCUGAACUAUCACAUGAUCUUAUGUAGUUGUAGAUGCUGAAGAAGCCUAUAUAUUAUUGCUCCACAACUUACAAUGGGUGAUUUUUAAGCAAAAUAUUUGAUUUUUUAGUAUAGGGCUCACACUGUGUUGUAUUAUCAAAUUUUCUUGUUUUGGCUCUCUAAUAACACUUAGAGAGCAGAUUCAUUAAGCAAGCUGGUCCAGCUUAGUACAUUGGUCUCACGGACAGGGCAGCAAAAACAGCAUCUGCAGCGACAGGCCUGCCAACUUAGUGGUAUGUUGGGUUCAAGGGCACUAUUUUGUGACUUAUCGAGUAUUUCAGUUUCUAAAUGGAAAUCUCAAACUUGGAUGGAGAUAACAAACUUCAAACUCAGAAUGUUGUAUCCCAUGUUUUCUGUCUUUAGUUACAUAAUCCUUGGCUCAGUUUAUUGUUCACAAUAUUCUGUCCACGUUGAUCGCCUGCUUCUAACUAAUCACAUGUAUGCAGCAACUACAGUAAUUUCAAAAGUGGCCCUGAAACAUUUUCAUCUCAUUUAGACAAAAUAUGAAGCUUUCUAAAAGUCAAUUGCUUUCUAGAUUGUCUUUUGAUUCACACUGACAACAUUAUGGCAUGUAAUUACACUGCAAGUCUUAAAGUCACUUGAACAACUUUGUUCAGACCUGUUAAUGGGUGCAUUGCAAUUUUCCUCAAUUGUGCAUAAGAAACUCGACAGGCAAACAAACAGGCAAAGCUUCUAUAGACGAACAGGCUUUGAAAUUUUGGCUUAAUGGCUCCAGUGAAGAGUUUUCCAGAAACUGUAGUGCUCUUUGGAUACUUUUAUAAAAAAGGUUAUAUCCAACAUAUGGGAGUCAAAAGGGUAGGUUGUGGAGUGUGCUCUCAACCACAAUUACUUCUGAUAUUACGGGAGUUAAGUCUUAAAUACAGUUAUAGAUAUGUAGCCCACUCUCUUAGUUUAUUCCAUUUCUUCUCUCAAUUCCAAGAUAUUCACCAAAAAUUCCUCUGAUACCAUUAUGGACAAAUCUAGGAAGAUCCUUAACAUAUAUUUACAAACCUUUGCCAAUAUAGGGCCUUUUUAACAUACUAACUGGAGAGCAAUCGCCCCUGCAGCCCUCGUGACUUUCAUUGUUUUAAACAAUAGGCUACUGUCCUUCUUUUUUUAUCAACAAAGGUUCCCCCCCCCCCACAGCUAAUUUCUCCUGGAAAAGGCUAUGUACCAAUACAUGUCAUUGUCAACUGUGAGCUAUAACUAUUUACUCACUGGUAUGACACUACUGUUGUCAAUUCUAUGACAAAAGCUGAUACUAAUACACUUCUUACCCAAGUACCAAAGUCUCAUACAGUCAGUCAUAAAGUAGAGAGAAAAUGAGCUGAGGACAUUCCAUCCUUCCACUUUCCCUCUCCUUCUACUGGGCCCCCGCCACCCAUAGCAUUAUAAUGAAUUCAGUAGUUGAUACAGGCAUUUGCAAAUUGAUUAUAUGGAUAUAUGAUACAGCAUUGGCCAAAUAAGAGAUGAAAGUUAGUCAACGCCUCUUUGACUCGAAAUUUCCGUGGCUCCAAUUCUAGCAACUAAUUUAUCUUUUUCAUAUUGGUUUCGCUUUCUUAAUAAAAAACCUUAGAGACUUUGAUUUUCCACGAAAAGUAAUUUUUUGUCAAAUAUUCUCACAACCUUUCACACUACAUGCCCUUUGCACAUACCAAGCAAAUCCUGGGUACCAGAGACCCAGUAAAAGAUUGGGUCGAGCAUAAGAUUUCUAAACUUUUGGUUAAUGUUAUCAUAUUGCUUUAUCUUUUGUUGAAUUUAGAAGUACUUGGUUGCAAAUGGGUUUUUUAUUACGAAACUCAAGGUAUAUUGGUUAAGCAAAAUAUUUUCCUAGCUCAAGAGAUAUGAUGGGGUAACAUUCUAAUGUGAUUGUUGCAUGGUUUGAGUUUGGUUUAUCCAGCCACUGUUUAGGCUGGCUCAGUAGCCUUUACCGACAUAAAAACACGAGCCACCCACCUUCAGUAGACUGCACAGUUUGAUGGCCUAUAGAGAUAGGCUAAUUAUAUUAUAGGCCUACCACGGGUUACCAACAUAAUACCAUCUUACUACAACGCCUUAUAGAUAUGAAGUAUGAAAAAAUUAUUUAAACAGAUUUGAUGCGAAGAUUGUGUAAUUGAUUUAUCAGUUGAAUAUGCACAUUGACUAUUGAUUAGGACGAUUGGUCUUUUCAGAAUUUCGGUGACAAAACACAAACGCCACCCCUACGUCCAAAAGAAAUGUGGUUAGAGAAAGCUGUUAAGCGUAACUGUGUUCUGAUAAGAAUUGUUCAACCUUUUUGUUUGACAACCAGUUGACCAAUCUUUCAUCUGUAACUGGGAUAUCGUUAGAAUGUUGAUGUAGGUAUUGUGCCAUUUUUUACUGGGCUUCUUAAAAGUGUUUUUUGCUCCAGCCUUACAUGUGAUCUAAUUUCUAAGUUCGGAAUGAUUUAACACUACACGGCAAAUUAAACAUAACAAUUAGUUUUUUUCAAGUCCUAGCAAUUCAAAGUAAUUCCUUACACAAAUCGGUAACAAAAUAAAACAAUAUAUUGAAUUACACAGUAGUAAAUCCAAUGGGUCUUGAUAUAAAUUCAAACGCAACAAUUUACACAUUUUACCAACCAGCAGCAUUUUUGUGGGUAAAGUAGCAAAGAAAGAUUAAGCAAGAGAAGUUAAGUAAAGCAAGAAAGAUUCUUCCAGCCUAGCAUUCUAAAUUCAUUUUUUGCCCUGACGUUCUUUGACAAACCGGUUGGAGAAGUUGUGAUUCCAAAAAGAUAUCAGCUUUGAACAUCGGAAAGGACAUUGAAGUGAAGCUUCCCAACUGGAAAUACCUAACUGGAAAUUCCAGGCGUUUUGCGAUCAAUAAUAUGCUCAGAAGGAGCUUAUCUUGGUCAUUCUACACACAAACAGGGCACUUAUUCAUGGCGAAGAAAGCAUAAAUGAUGUAUUUAUGUAAAAUGAAUUAACUUCUCAAUUAAAGAGAUCCAAACCAAAUGGCUUUUAAGACGAUUGGGCGGGUUGCGAGAUCAUUCCAUGGGUUCAUCAGUUUUGUGUCAGGGACAGUCAUUUGCAUUUGUCAAGCUAGUAUGUUUGUUCAUUAUCGUGCCAAAUAAGAUUAAUAGCACAAACAGUAGAAGUUGGGUUGAAAUAGCCAAAUAUUGCUCAUAAUGCGUCUAGACCACCAUAUAAAUCUUUGGUUAAAUCAAAAAGUUAUCAUGAUAUGAGCUGUCAUUUAUGAAAGGAGUUAUUGUAAUGUGCGGAGAGCAACAGAACUCAAAUGCAUCAGAAUUUGUCAAGGAUUUUAUCACAAUAGUAAAAGGAUCAAAAAUUUUAAAGUGGCUGUGAAGAAAGCAAACAUUCUGAAAUAUGCUAAAGCCUUUCGUCUGACAAUCUUCAGAGUAUAAAACACCAGAAAAUGCAUUGAAAACUCUAAACUAGGAAAUAUAUAUACCCGGUUGUGGAUCGAAAUAGGCCAAUCAGAAACUCGAGCUUGCACUGUAAAGGUUGCCUACGCAGUGCCGCAUGUCUAUUAAAAAUACUACCAGUGGAUUCCCAGGGUAAAACCGAACUCCUUCUGUCUACCCAAUUGUAAAUUUUCUUUGUAUGUAGAUAGAGCCUCAGUCUUGCCCAUCAAAAACAAGAACUAACAACGACAUUUUUAGGAUUAGUGGUAGAGCCCGGUCGGAUGCUGUUCUCUUUGGAAGAGAGUUUGGUUUCUAAUGCUGGAAAAAACCGGCUGCAUUUUUCUAUCUCCCAAUCUUUUGUCUGUGCGUUCUGCGUAGCCAAAAUCCCUCUGUCAAGUAAACUCAUAAAUAACGGAGCUUUUGUGGGUGAUAAGAACUUUUGAAUGGAUUUCAAUCCACAACCGGGUGUAUAUAUUUCCUAGCUUAAAGUUUUCGAUUUGAAUUCUGUCGUUUCAUGCUCUGAAGAGUGUCGGACGAAAAUUUUUAGUAUAUUCCAAAAUGUUUUCAUUUUUCAAAGUCAUAUUUAACUUUUCUACCACAAAAAAGUGUUUAUGAAGCAUAUUGUAGAAGCAUAUUAAACGUGCCUGCUUUUAAAGCAAUAUUUCGACAAAAUAUUAACAUCGUACUUUACAAUAUCAUCACAAGAUUGCUAAAUACAGUCAAUUUUUAGACAGAAAGACUCGGAGAAAGAGUCUGGGUCCGAAUAUCUCUAUUGACGUCGAUUUUCAGAUCAUGUAAGCCGAGUUGUUUUUAUCAAGCAACAACAACCCUAUUGGUGUUUAAAGCAUCCUCCAUUCGACUAGACAGACAACAGUUGACUUGACUUCAUCUUUGAGAUCAUUAGCAGCUUUUGGCCAAUUGUCUAAAAACAAUAGGCCUUGUCUAGUCUGUUGAAAGUAGGAGAAGACAGAAAAACGUACUCCAUUGUACAAACUGUUUGUCUUUUCAAAAACGAUUUAGCAAUAUUGCAGAUAUUUUUAAAAUGAUAUUACUGCGAGAAAUUUGCAUCAAUUUUUCAUGGUCUUGCUGGUUGUACGAAGGGUUCUAGAAAAUUCAGGCAGAUCAGAAAUAGAAACUAUCUGAUACCUUGUAUUUAAGAAUUCAUAAAGCGGUUUUGAUGCCACGCAAACUCACGUGAAGCCUCAAUCGAAAGAUCUGGGAGUUGACUUUCAUGUAUCUACUGGCAGCAAGUCAAACAGUUUACUAGAACUAGUAUCCUUACCACUGGUUAAAUAAUUAAUUGACAAAAUUGAAAGGAAAUAUGAUUGUAAAUUCUAACAAUUGCAUCUUAUGAACCUUGAAAUAUCAUCUUUAAAGGCAAGGCGCCAUGUGAUAAUUCUAUGUGAUCGGGGGCUCUAGAUUAUAACGGAUAUCACUCGACUUCAAAGUUUCAAUACAUGAAAAAUCCCAUUACAAAGUUUUUGGGUUCUUAGACUAUGAUCAAAUUUAGUAUAAGAAAUGUUUUUCAAAUUGAAUAACCAAUCGCAGUAAGAAGACAUUGAACUAACAAGCGAUUAAACUUUUUUCUAAUCUGUUUAUCAUUAUUUGUGAAGUUAUUAAUUUUCCUUAAAAGGUCUUAUCCUAUCCAGUCCUGGAACAGGCAAAGGCGACCUAUGGAGUUAUUAUUUUCUAGUUAUUACAUGAGAUUUUCCGAUACAUACAGCCAAUUGUUUGCUGUGUUAGUUAUUCAAAUCAGUUCAGAGUAAAAUGCUAAAUUUGAUUAAAACAAGGGCGACCCAAUGUAAUCUUAUACCGAAUGCAGUCUAGGUCAUUCUCAUUCAGUGGCCGAAAAUUUCCCAACUCUUUAAAGAUUUUCAAUGCUCCAGUCGCUCUGCUGUCGACUUGCUGAUCUUUUAUUUUGCUCCUUAUGUUAGAGCAAUGAAUGAAUCAGCGCCAAAUUAGAUAGGUUGGAGACCCGCACGAUUUUGUGUCAAUAGUAAGUGAAUAAAUGAAUUAUCUAAUGAAUUGUGAAGAAAAGCAAUAAUAAGUGCGACAUUGCAAUGAUAUAAAGAACUCGCAUGAAAAUUGAGCCAUCGAUCAUAUACGAUGCAUCGAUCCUGCCAUUCGAUAAAAGCGAUGUUUGUUUUUUAUAAUUCUAAAACCAAUUGGCCUUAGCACCAACUGCCGAUCGGUUUUGACUGUAUGAUAUGUAUACGUAUAUGUUUAAUGUAUAAUUCACGGAUAUAUGCAAGGAUAUCCUGCAGCUGCAUUCGUUGCGCAUAUUUUAAAUGGCCAUACUUUUGAACAACGUAUAAAAUCAACCUAAUUAUUGCUUGAAUUGCACUUUGCCUUAAAAAUGGCUUCAAACGAGCAGGCAUUGAGGGGAUGGAGUUUGCUUGAUCAGACUCUUUCGUCACCGCCUAGCUGGACUGGCCAGCCACAUGGCUACUCCCAUCUCCCUUUAUUGUGCUCAACUACCGGAUGCAAACAAUAAUGGUUUAGAAAUAGUACUUUUGUUUGACAUUCACAAUGCUUAUUCAAUUAAAGAGUGGGUAAACUAAAACAAACAAGCUCAUUUGGAUGAUUUAUUCAAAACUAAGGUCGAGGAAAGCGUCUUGUCACGGUAAACAUUCUGCAAAACGAAUAAUGUCGCCUCUAAGGAAUUUUUAUUUAUUAUUAUGGUAAAGUUUCCCAUGUUAUAAAAUGGGGCUAAUAUCAGCUGCAGUCAAUGUUGGUUGCUGCGAACAUUGAGACAAAAAUUUAUGUUGGUUGCUGAGAAAACAAAAAAUAUGUUCUCUUCAAACACAUCGAAGUCAAAUUAAAGUUUGAAUUUAAACCAGGUCUGUCCAAGAAUGUUUGAGCAAUAUCGUUUAGAUCACCAUCUUGGAGAACAAGGCGCCGCUUUCAUUGCUGCUAAUUUUUAGGAAAGCCCCAUUCCCUCCAUUUUAAGAAACAUUCCACGCGUCAUUAGCAGACAGAAAUGUAUUGACAAAGUGAUUAUGAUAUACAUUCAUUGUCUUGUUAUCAUUGACAGGUUUCAAUUAUGUUAAACUGCCCCUAAAAUCUUCUAUUCUUCUCUAGUAUAUUGCCUACAUUAAGUUAAUGGGCAUAAAGUCAACCACAAAAUUUUUGAUUAUGUUUUUAUGAUAAAUGGCGGCGUAUAUCGGACGUACUCGAUUAUUCGAAUUUGAAAAAUCAAAACAGACAUAGUCUGGUAUUGAGAAUCACUCAGUCAAAGUAAAGAGGGAAUAAAGACGGAAGUUUUGCGUCUGUGGAGAUCGACCAGAUGAAAACCAGCAAAAAUCAGAAUCGCUUUUUGGUAAUGAUCUUAAUGUCCGCCAUCGACAUCGUCCUGGCGUCAGUUUCGACAUCUUGCAAUCCUGGCGUUCUCAAAGAAUUCGGUUUGUGUGAGCAAUGGGCAUGCGCACAGAACUGUACUUGCGUUGAGCGACAAGACUGCCAUCAGUAUUGCGACGGAAAGACUUGCAAGGACAUGAGAUGCUUGUCACCAAAAAUAUGCAAACAGAAGGUUCAUCUUAACGGUAUAGUUAGGCCACAUGUCCUUAACAUGUUUGCACGGGCAUCGCUAGUAACACAAGAUUGCCAAGGAGGUACCUGUGACGUCAUGAGAGCUAAAGGACCGAAACUUAAUAGGCGGUCGAAAAAUCAGAAAAGGAAAAACGGGAAGCGCAAAGACGGUCACCGGCGAGGUCGAGCUGUGUCUGGUGGAGAAAGAGAGCAGAUGACAUCUUAUGCCGCUUUGCAGAACUGUGUUAGUGGUGUUUGCAAGCGCCUUGUCUCGACGUUGAAAAUAUCCAAGCAGUUUUGCUCUCAUUGCGAUAAAGUCCACUGCUUUGGAGCUUCGGCAACUAACUGCACUCAGAUAUGUGCGAGCGGAAAAUGCAAAGUCAUGCAAUGUGAUUCAAAGCAUUGCGAACAAGCCUGCCUUCAAAACAGUGUUUGUCAUAUGAAGUGCGGCAAGAACGCUAAGACUUGCUUGCAGGUUUGCGCAUUAGGGAGCACCUGUCAAAUGUCAUGUGAUGCUGAAAGCUGCAAACAGGAAUGUGGAGUGAACAAGGAAUGCCGAAUUUUAAAUCGCUCUCCAAAAACACAAAAAAACACAAGCACAACAGUGUUGCCCACCACACAGGGUACGCCAAAAACGAUUGACCAUUCAUAUACAAAAGACGUUUACAACACAAGCAAACAGUCUAAAACAAUAUCCUUUCCCGCAAGCACAACCCAAAAUAAAACCAAUAGUCCAACCACAACAUUACCUACGACAACAAAUCCAGCAACAUCAACAAAAAAUCCAACAACAUCAGCGAAUGAAGCAACAACAGCAUAUUUCAGAGAUCUCCUGCAAAGCACUCUGGGAAAUGAAAUACCGGAUGUUCCAAAAACAAUAGCAGAAAAUGAAACAAAAACAGUUGUGGUUGUUGAUAUUCUGAAAAAAUCAAACGACUAUUCAACAAGAAGAGGAAGUUCUGCGGGAGUACUGCGAACAUUAGACUUACGGAUGUUUGGAUCAUUAACAUUAAUUGUGUUUAAAUUGCUGAUACUACGAUGAUAAUAUUUUUAUGAAAGAAUUUAAGAAACUAAUGCUGUAAGUGUCGAAAAUGUGGCGUCGAGACACUGCCAAGUGCUAUUCCUGAAGUGAGCAAUGAGUGUAGGCCGUCGUAGCUCGUGCUGUCAUAUACAUUAUCAUUCAACAUAUGCUACAAUAUGCAUUCCAAACUAUUCUCGAAAGGAUUUCAACUAAUAUCCCUGUGGUUUGACGUUCUCUUAAAAAUCUUGUCAUUAAACAGCUGUGAACAUUACAUUUUUAAAAUAACGUCAAAAAUGUUCAUCUAUUCAAGUAAAUAGUAAAAUGAGAUCUCUCCUUAUAACCAUAACCAUAUCAAAAUUAGUCGAUGCUAACUGAAUAAAUAUUUAUUCGAUUACAACAACAUUAAUGUGUAGCUCUAAGAAAUAGCUAACACCUCAUCUACAUAAAAAAAUGUGGAUGAUGCAGAGUCUAGAAAAAUCACACCGCCAGCAACCACGAGUGACGUCAUUCAAAACAUGCAUGCUAGCCUUGUAUGCAUAGUUUAUCAAGGAAGGUUGAUGGUUUAUCUGGACUCUGGAAAAAUGUUUCAUAUUUUAGUAGCAAAUGCAUUCCUGAAGCAAUAACUUGUUUUCUUUCAUAAAAAGUUCCGCUAAUUUGUAAAGUACUGAAGUAAAAAAGAAACCAUAGAAAAUUUUAAUGCACAGAAUUGUGUAAGACUCUUGAGUCGAAUGUCUGUAAUUGAUUCCCGAAGCCUUGUUUGAUGAACAAAUUCUGCCAUACAGUGUGCAUUUAAGGACUAUGGUAAUAUCUUUUAAUGAUCGUCUCGAAGUAUAGCAUCGUUCUGUCUCGUUUUACAUCCAUUUCGUGGCGAGAGAGAAUCUUUUGUCUCAAUAUAGAUGGUCAUAACAAGUUACUUGCAUCUCACAACUACGACGCGUACAGUAUGAACAGAUAAUUAGCUUUUGUAAUAUACAAUGUCUAUAUAAGAUAAUUUUAUCGUUUAUAGAGCUAUGAUAUAACUUUAAUAGCGGAUCAAAAUAUUUCUAAAGACAUAUGUCUACUGUAUUUAUAAUACGUAAGCUCUAGAUACGAAAUGAAGCAUGUGUUUAUUGGCAUCAUUUUGUUAAAAUGAGUCAUUAUGAAAGCAUUCUCUCGUUACAUAAGCAUUCACCAAUCAUUUUGGUAGAAAUACUUCAAGGGGAAUAAGCUAGACCCUUGCCUCGUUAUUCCUCCAAGCUUUGAUAUAUCAAAUAAGUACAAUUCAUGAUAACGCCGUUUAAAAAGAAGUCCUCUUUCGAAAAACACUUGCUCGUUUUGUCCCCAUUUAAGAUAAGAAUCUUAAUUUUAUGUCAGUUAUCCGUAUUGAGUUUUGUAGAUUUUAAUUUUGUUCUUAACUUUGCUUUUUCGUCGUAGUUUUGUAACUUUGAUUGAUUUAAGUGUUAUUUUUAUUCAAAAGGAUACGAAGUUUGUUUGUUUGUUAGCUUAUCAUUAGUGGACAUGUAAAUUAUGAAUAUUUGAUAAAAUAUAAGUCUUCUUAA